AGAAUGUUAUCGACCGAGGAAAUAUGAUUGGCAGUCCUGGUUGCUCGCACCUGUCACUUUUUUGUGUAUUUACGGUAUUUGCAGUGUUUAAUUUACUAAAAAAACAGAAGUAUUUAUUUCCAUUAAAAUGGCAAAUCCAAAUUUCAUUGACAUGGCAGAUGAUGAUGCCGCUGAAUUGAAAUUUCCGAAAGACUACACAAAUAUUACGCUCGAGAGCAAUAGUAAUAUCGAUCUUAAUGUGUCAGUCGAGAAGGAGGAAAUCAUUACUUCAGAUUCCGUAUGUUUUAUAUGUAAUUCUACAUUAUCAAAACCUCAUAUCCGAUGUGCAAUAUGUAAUUAUAUAGAACUUUGUUGUGCCUGCUUUUCAAGUGGUCGAGAAAUUAAAAGUCAUAAGAAUGAUCACGAUUACAUUAUUGUGAGAAAUGAAUUUCCCCUAUUUGACAAUUCCGUCUGGACUGCAAAGGAAGAAUUGGAAUUAUUGGAUGUACUUUUAGAGUGUGGAUUUGGUAAUUGGAUCGAUAUUUCGAGAAGAAUGUAUGGUAAAACUCCCGAAGAAUGUAAAGCUCAUUAUUUGCAACAUUACAUAGACAAGCCGAGUAUUAACGAAUUGCCAAAAUUUAAGGAAACCGACACCAAUCUUUUUCAUAUUCCAGCGAUUCCCUACAUGUUUAAAUUAGACGAUUUGGAGGAUCCACCAAGAUUUUCCAGCGACACUGUUAACAGUAGAUUAUUGUCAGGCUACAAUCCAGCGAGGUCUGAUUUUGAAGUUAAUUUCGAUCAUCACGCCGAACUUGUUGUUUCUGAUUUAAAGUUCGAUGAUUUCAACUCGGACGAUCCUGAGGACAAUUUAGGAAGAAAUCUACAACUUUCUUUAGUCAGUGUCUACAAUAACAGAUUAAGAGAGCGUAAGCGGAGGGAGAAAAUUAUAAAAGAUCACGGUUUGAUCACUUUGAGAAGAAUUAAUACCUGGUUACACAGGUACGACGACAGUGUUACGAGACCUUUAGUCGAGAGAUUAUUAGUUUUCAUGCAAUUAGUCACUGGCAUGGAUUUUGAUUAUGUCAUAGAAGGUCUGCACAGAGUUGGUGAAUUGAAAUGCCAGCUGCAGAAACUUGUCGAAUAUCGAAAAAAUGGUUUGAAAUAUUUUCAGAGUGUGAAACUAUUUAAAAAAUUGGCAAAUGUUAGGCUGGAGAGUGAACGUGAGAGGAAGAAUCUUUUGGCGAGUUUGGACAGUAAUUGGAAAAAUAUAAUGCACUGCAGCGACUCUGAUUUGAAAGCAUCUGUCGUCGGGGGAGUUACUCAGAGGAGAGCACCGCCACCCUUGGCAAUCAGGGGACUUCCUGGUUUCGAGAAACUUUCUCCGGACGAAGCCGAUCUAUGUUCGAAAAUUCGAAUAGUUCCCUCAAGUUACAUAGACUUUAAACACACCCUCAUCGGCGAGAAUAAAAGAAAUGGAAUGUUGAGAUUGGCUCAAGCUAGAGCUUUAUUAAAAAUCGAUGUUAAUAAGACUAGAAAAAUCUACGACUUUUUAACCGAUCAGGGAUACAUUAAUAAUCCUGCCACUUAAUUUAUAACUUACAUUUUACUCAUUAUGUGAUAUUAGAAUUUAACAUUAGUUUCUGUUUACGAAGUUAUACAAUAAAUAAUUUAUACUUUCUCAA
Leptopilina heterotoma is the source of this 1661-nucleotide messenger RNA. It is a transcript of the gene Ada2a, whose product is annotated as DNA-directed RNA polymerase II subunit Rpb4-like. The record is from RefSeq and is a predicted model, not a curated record. Gene Ontology annotation, biological process: regulation of transcription by RNA polymerase II; transcription initiation at RNA polymerase II promoter; nuclear-transcribed mRNA catabolic process, deadenylation-dependent decay. The transcript has 2 exons. The coding region runs from base 128 to 1567 and encodes 479 amino acids. Gene Ontology annotation, cellular component: SAGA-type complex; P-body; RNA polymerase II, core complex. Lineage: Eukaryota; Metazoa; Arthropoda; Insecta; Hymenoptera; Figitidae. Gene Ontology annotation, molecular function: chromatin binding; transcription coactivator activity; translation initiation factor binding.